UGGAGGGGACACUCAGCAGAAGUGGUGGCAGUGGAGGGGGAGGACAGCCGACAAAGAGCUGGUUAUGUCUGGGUUAAUAUUUAGCCUAAGGACGGUCAGCUCCUGGCCCUGUAAGCGUCUGUUCAGGCUUAGCAGUCUGCAGUUACUUCCACUCUCCAGGAACAACUCCAAAAUGUCUUCAGAUGCUCACUGGCUCUCCCCUGCAGACCGGGAUCAGAUGCUGAUGGAACUAAGAGCCACAGGCUGGGUAGAGGUGGAGGACCGGGAUGCCAUCUUCAAAGAGCUCAACUUCAAAACAUUUAACCAGGCGUUUGGCUUCAUGUCUCGUGUGGCUCUGCAGGCAGAGAAGAUGAACCAUCACCCAGAGUGGUUCAAUGUUUAUAAUAAGGUCCAGAUUACACUGACUACCCAUGACUGUGGAGGACUUUCAAAACGAGACAUCAAGAUGGCCAAGUUUAUUGACAAAAUAGUUCUUUCAAUGUGAUGUUUUGCUUAUUAUUCAUAAAGUUUUGAUGCGGUAAAUUAACAGCUUUGCUCUGACCAAAUGUUUCCUGUCUAUUUUCAUCCAUAUAAAACUGCUUUUGCCUUCAGUAUGACUGGAAGAUGUUCUAAUUUUUUAGUUUGCUGCAUAUUUUGUACAAACUCUGCAAAAAUAAAUCAGAUUUUGUUAAA
Messenger RNA from Cheilinus undulatus (humphead wrasse), 672 nucleotides. Its product is annotated as pterin-4-alpha-carbinolamine dehydratase 2-like. Gene Ontology annotation, molecular function: 4-alpha-hydroxytetrahydrobiopterin dehydratase activity. The coding region runs from base 65 to 484 and encodes 139 amino acids. The transcript has 4 exons. Lineage: Eukaryota; Metazoa; Chordata; Actinopteri; Labriformes; Labridae. Gene Ontology annotation, biological process: tetrahydrobiopterin biosynthetic process. The record is from RefSeq and is a predicted model, not a curated record.